AUGUGCAGCACCAGUGCGUAUGACCUGGAAGAAAUCCCCCUGGAUGAUGACGACUCAAACAGCAUAGAAUUCAAAAUCCUGGCCUUCUAUGCCAGACACCAUGUCUUCAGGAACAGCCCUGCUGACUUCUCGCCAGAGCUGCUGAGAACAAGCAGUUUGUCCCAGAAGGGGCUGAGGAGCUGGUCAGCAAAUGAUUCACAGCCACAGGUGUCAUGGCCUUGCAGAAACUCCCGGUCCAGCGAGAAGCCCAUACGCCUUCCCAGGAAAAAGCUGGCUUGGAAAACAUUCUUUAGAGGAGCGGAGGAGGGAGACGACUCGCAGAGUUCGUGUGUGGAGGCCUUUACUCAGGGUGGAAGGACGGUGGAAAGUCAGGGUCUUUCCAGUCAGAAGUGGUCCCGGUCCCUCUCUACCGGGGAGCAGCACUUGGAGCCUGAAGCUGUGGACCCCAAAGUUGUUUCCAUUGCCAACCGAGUUGCUGAAAUUGUGCAUUCUUGGCCACCACCAGAACAGUUCCACUUGCAGGGAGGAGGCAUCAAGGCCCAAGGGAACCGCAGACCCCAGGCUCUCUGCCUCCAGGACGAAGGCUCCCAGCCUAGCACUUCAAGUUCUAAGAAAGAUGGAGAAGAGCAAGUAAUAGCCAAAAUUGUGGAGCUGCUGAAAUCUUCAGGGGAUCAAAUGGAAAGAGAGUUGAAGAAAGGCAAAGCUCUGGUGAGCAGCUUCCCAGACGAGCUGUCCUACUCUGUCUGCAAGACCAUCAUAGACCAGUUCCUAAGGGGUGUGGACACCAGGGGAGAAUCUGAGAUCAAAGCUCAGGGCUUUAAGGCUGCCCUUGCAAUAGAUGUCAUAGCCAAGCUCACAGCUAUUGACAACCACCCAAUGAACAGGGUGCUGGGCUUUGGAGCCAAGUACCUGAAAGAGAACUUCUCACCUUGGGUCCAGCAGCAUGGUGGAUGGGAAAAAAUACUUGGGAUAUCACAUGAAGAAGUAGACUGA
Messenger RNA from Cynocephalus volans (Philippine flying lemur), 993 nucleotides. It is a transcript of the gene BCL2L14, whose product is annotated as BCL2 like 14. The record is from RefSeq and is a predicted model, not a curated record. Gene Ontology annotation, biological process: regulation of extrinsic apoptotic signaling pathway. Bases 1 to 993 code for a protein of 330 amino acids. The transcript has 5 exons. Lineage: Eukaryota; Metazoa; Chordata; Mammalia; Dermoptera; Cynocephalidae.